Molecule: messenger RNA, 4208 nt
Organism: Pygocentrus nattereri (red-bellied piranha)
Lineage: Eukaryota; Metazoa; Chordata; Actinopteri; Characiformes; Serrasalmidae
Product: gastrula zinc finger protein XlCGF26.1-like
Exons: 4
Coding region: 208-1986 (592 amino acids)
Source: RefSeq, a predicted model, not a curated record
AGAAGAAGAAAGUUAAACGGGAGAAGCAGGCAGUGUUUGGCAGCGCUGCUGCUCCUCGCUGUGAGGCCGGUGUCUGUAAAGCUGAUGGAGGCGGAGUCGCAGUCGGAGUCGGAGCUUUAACUGGAUGUUGCGUGUUUUUAUGGCAUGAACGAUAUCCUGAUGCAAGUCUCCUGCUCCUGGUGAUGACAACCAUAACCCUGUCAGGAGAUGCUGCCAAGAGGAAUAUGUCAAGCUGCUGAGUCAGUAGAGAUUAAGCAUAAGAACAUGGCCCCCAGAAGAAGCUGUGGUACUCAGCAGACAUCUGAUACUCUUCACACUAACCCAUCUCACAGACAAACACAACAAAAUUCAGACAAUGAGAGAACCUACCACUGCUCCGAGUGUGGAAAGAGUUUUAUUGACGGAUAUAGUCUCCGAAGACACCAGCGCACUCACAAGGGAAAGAAACCGUAUCAGUGCUCCGAGUGUGGAAAUAGCUUUAUUGACAGAUGUGGUCUGCAAAGACACGAGCGCAUUCAUACAGGAGAGAAACCGUAUCAGUGUGCAGAGUGCGGAAUGAAUUUUAAUCAAAAAAGUAAUCUCCAGGCACACCAGCGGAUUCACACAGGAGAGAAGCCGUAUCAGUGCUCAGAGUGCGGGAAGAGCUUUACUGACAGGCGUAACCUCCAAAAUCACCAACGAAUUCACACCGGAGAAAAGCCCUACUACUGUUCAGAGUGUGGGAAAAGCUUUAUAGCCAGAUGCAAUCUCCAAAAUCACCAACGUAUUCACACAGGAAAGAAACCGUAUGAGUGCUCAGAGUGCGGGAAGAGCUUCAUUGCCAGAUGUAACUUUCAAAGACACCAGCGCAUUCACACAGGAGAGAAACCGUAUCGCUGCUUAGAGUGUGGAAAGAGUUUUACCGACAAGCGUAAUCUCCAGCAGCACCAGCGCAUUCACACAGGAGAGAAAAACUAUCGCUGCAUGAAUUGCAGGAAGAGUUUUAUUAACCGACGUAAUCUCCAAAGACACCAGCGUGUUCACACAGGAGAGAAACCCUAUUACUGUUCAGAGUGUGGAAUGAAUUUUGCUGUGCAGAGCAGCUUCCAAAGACACCAGCGUAUUCACACAGGAGAGAAACCGUAUCAGUGCUCAGAGUGUGGAAGGAGUUUUUCGCAAGGUGAUGCCCUCAAAAAACACCAGCGUGUUCACACUGAAAAGAAACCUUACAAAAAAAGAACUCACCACUGCUCUGAGUGUGGAAAGAGUUUUACUGACCGAUGUCAUCUCCAAAGACACCAGCGCAUUCACACAGGAGAGAAACCGUAUCACUGCUCAGAGUGUGGAAAAUGCUUUACUCUACAGAGUAAUCUCAGAGUUCACCAGCGCAUUCACACCGGAGUGAAACCAUAUCACUGUUCAGAGUGUGGAAUGAAUUUCAAUCAAAAGAGUCAUCUUCAAGUACACCAACGCAUUCACUCAGGAGAGAAACCCUAUCACUGUUCAGUUUGUGGAAUGAAUUUCAAUCGAAGUGGUCAUCUUCAAGUGCACCAGCGCAUUCACACAGCAGAGAAGCCAUACCGGUGCUUAGAGUGUGGGAAAUGUUUUACUGCACAGAGCAGUUUCCAAGCGCACCAGCGCAUCCACACAGGAGAGAGGCCUCAUCAGUGUCCAGAGUGUGGAAAGAGUUUUACUGUGAAGAGCGAUCUCAGAAGACACCAGCGUGUUCACACAGGAGAGAAGCCCUAUCAGUGCUCAGAGUGUGGAAAGAGUUUUAACACAAAUGGUGACCUUAAAAGACACCAGCGUAUUCACACAGGAGAGAAACCCUACCAAUGCUCAGAGUGUGGAAAGAGUUUUAAUCAAAAGACUGUUCUCCAAGGACACCAGCGCAUUCACACAGGGUUAAAGCCUUACUACUGUUCAGAGUGUGGAAUGGGUUUCAUUCAGCUGAGUAGUCUCCAGAAGCACCAGCACAUUCAUGCAGGAAGGAAACCGCGUCAGUGAACAGAAUGUGGGAACGGGUUUUUCCACACAGUGGUUCCUUCAAAAAAAGCAUCAGUGCUUUUAUACAAGAAAGAAAGCUGGCAAGGAUAGGAGUCAAACAUCUAGACCGUACUUCAACCUCCUAAACCCCACAGUAGCAGAUCAGCCAGCAAGGUGGAAAAUACAGUAAUUCUUAAAGAUUCGUCUGAUUUAAAAAUGAUUUAUUACACUUGUAAACCAUUACAGAAUAAUGCAGUAAGUUGUAAAUGGUUUGUGAGCAUAAAGUUUAUGUAAUUUUACAUAAGUGCUCGAUAUGACAUAUCAACGCUAUAGUCAAGAUUGAGCAUGUCAGGUGUCACUGUACACAUGGCUCUUUCAAAGGGUUUGCAGAGAUCAUCCAGUGUUGUGGAACCAAUGACGAAUGCUGUUGGAUGUUCACUCAUGUCAAAAAUCACAUUGCACAAUUAUGACAUUCACUCUUAUUGACAUCUUCUCACAGACUGAAAGGAGCGAUCUUCCACGGACAGUCAGAAACUAUGACCCUGUCUUUCAAUGGGUGUGUGAUUGGUUCCUAGGUGCCUCACGGUUGUGAAAAUAUAGGACUUUGAAAUCAGAUUAAUCUUUUUGAAUCAUCUGGUACUUGCUGAGUGUGGACAUUGGGCAUUGGGCCAGUAUUGUGCUCACUCACUCAUACUGAGGGAAGGCAAGUAUACAGUGCUGCGCUAAUGAACAAAUGUGGUGAAGGAGGCUCUGUUCACACAGAUGAGGCUUACUAACUGUGACUGUACUAGCCGUCGGACACAAAGUCGUCGGGCCACUUUAAACAUUCCGCCUUGGUAGAUUUCCACUAGGAAUACAUUGAGUAAUUUUAGCCCAUCAGUCAGUUCCCCAAUAUGGGUGGAGGCAUGUAGGCUGGGUCAACAAAGGUGGAAAAGGUGAUGUUUGCUACCAAAGUCCUUGUAUGUAAUUUUACUCUGACCUAAGUGAACUGCAAGGUAUAAACAUUAAUAAGGUGAUAAUAAGGAAUAAUGUUUUUUUUUUUUUUUUGGGAAAAUAGGCUGUACAGAGACUGUGUCUUACCAUGCACAUCACUGCCUACUUAUAGCUUCAGUGCACUGUGUGGCACAAGUUAGCAAAGCUGUUGUAGCUUUGUUUCUCAGCAAUGUUUGCUCAGACUUGGUGCACAGUGUUGUUUUAAAUGAAAAGGCUUUAUUUGAAAAUGUCUGCAUUUCAUUUAAAAUUAGCUGGAUUUUAAUAACUAAUCUGUUAGUGUAAUGCAGUCAUCUACAAUAAUUUAGAGUAACAACCACUUAAUUCUAAAUAGGUUAUUCAGUAUGGUAUGGACUCUGUAUGGUCAAGUACUAUAAAUAUGUACUCCUUCGGUCUGAAAAAAAUGGUAUUGAUGCAUCCCUAGUUGUAAGCAUGAUGCAGCCCUCCCACACAUGUUUUUAAUUGGCUAAAUCUGACUGACAAUUUGGUGUUGAACAAGGACUAUUUGGGUGUUAUUAUUGAAGUACUCUUAUACUGCAAGUUGUUGAUUUAUAACCGUAUUACUAGCUGUAAAAUAUUAAAAUCAUGUUGGCUGGAUGGGUAAAGUAUUAUUUGAAUCAUCCUCUUAGCAGCUGUAAUACAUCACCAUUUUGAAGCCUAUAAACUACGAGAGCUGAUCAAGCAAAAGUACAACCUCUACAUGACUGAGACCCAGUUUCCUACAAGCAUCUUAGUGUUACGAUCCUCAUAACUGGUAUAGUGUUCAGUGUGAUGCUCACCGUACCAUUGAAGGCUCAAUCUUCAUGCGAAGAAGCUUUUGGGGAAACCCACCUGGGCUUAGUUGUACCACAUUGGGCCGCAUUCUCCGCCAAUAUUCCAAAUAAGAAAACAUUGGUGAAUGCCAGAAUCUUUAUGAAAGCUGAGUUUUAAGACUUUUAAGUGAGUUUUAAGAUGAAACUUCUUAAGAGCAGUCAGUAAAUCAGGCCCAAUUAAUCUUUCUUUAUAAGUUGUUCUUGAGAAAGGUCCUAAGAAAAAGUCUGUCAGAUUCAUGACGUGUUGUUAAACCGCAGAAUUGUUCACACCUUUUAUGUUCUUAAGUGUGCUUUGAUUCUAAUUCUUAAUGAAAUAGUAAGUGGGUUUUAAGAAGAAAUUUCUUCCUAAGAAUGAUUGGUGAAUGGGGCCCCAUGUAAAUGAGUGCAUAUAUAAUUCAGAAAUAAUAAUAAGUUCAGAAAUAAUUGUACUGCAGAUGUGAU